Molecule: messenger RNA, 900 nt
Organism: Symbiodinium sp. CCMP2456
Lineage: Eukaryota; Dinophyceae; Suessiales; Symbiodiniaceae
Source: the annotation of a GenBank genome assembly
GCCUGCUUAGCUCUUCUGGGCUUCCUGUGUUGGCUGCGUCGGCGCAGGCAAAUCCGGAAGGAGGCCUCCGCCAUCCGUUAUCGCCAGGAUGCCGAAGCCCAGCAGAGCGCUGUGGAGCUGCUGGAUGCGCUUUUGGAUUCGCCGCCUUCAGAGAUCUCAAAGUAUGCACAGCAAGUGGUGCAGAUCCUGAAGGAUUUCCCCGACAAGGCGGCGGUUCAGCACCGUGGGUGGCUUGCGGUGGAGGCCGUAUGCCGAGCCGACAGAGCGCAGGCGGCCAAGAUUCAGGCCCUUGGGGCCGUUCCGGUGUUGCUCGCCUCCUUGGAGGAGCACCGGCGGGUCCGCCAAGUUCAGAAGGCGGGCCUCGCCGCGCUUUCCUGCCUCUCCAAAGCGGCCAGGCAGCAAAUCUUCGACCAAGGUGGCAUUCCCAACGUGGUUGCAGCAAUGGCGAAGUUCCGCCGCGACGGCGAUGUGCAGCUGGGGGGUGCCAUGGCGCUGGGCGGCCUCUGCGUGGCCUCAGAUGCCUGCGCCAUCUCCGCGGCGAAGUACGGCGGCAUCAACGUGAUGACGUCAGCCCUCGAGCGGCACGCGAAGCGUCCUGACGUCCUCAUCGCGGUGUCCGAGACUUUGGCCCUGAUCGCCUCCACGCGAAAGGAGGAUAUCCUGCAGCGGAUGAUGCCGGCUCUGCCACCAUUGCGCGCCCUCCUGGCGCAGCAUGCAGAUGCCGGCACUCGUGAGUCCGAGGUUGUGCUGCGCUCGCUUCGGAAGCUGGAGGACCAGCUUCUGGGAAGUGCCAAGGAAAAGCCGACGCUUACGGACGACGACGACUGGUCCGAAGUAGGCACACCCAGGCAGAAUGCCCAGAAAUCCGUUGUCAAGGCCGCGCAGGACGAAGCGAAACAG